Messenger RNA from Amoebophrya sp. A25, 355 nucleotides. Lineage: Eukaryota; Dinophyceae; Syndiniales; Amoebophryaceae. The record is from the annotation of a GenBank genome assembly.
GAAAAACGAGGAGGACGACAUGGAACGAUUUAUUUGCUAUCGAAACGAAGCAAAUGCAAAUUGUACCGGAAUUGCGCAGAUCAGAAGAAGAGGGAUCCGCAUCCGAUAGACACGAAUCAGGAGAGGAUCGAAAGGAUCCGCAUCCGCUAAAGCUAGACAAUAAUGCGAUGCUCCAUGGCCGGGUCAGGUGGCAUGCAGAUCAACGAGGUAUCAGAGAAGACCACUACGAAAUAUAGCGUACUACACUUCAAAAUAAUGGACGAUAUUCAAGCUGCUUUCAACAACCCUAGAUCCGCAACGAAGAUCGGAAGCGAUGAUCACUUCGUUAAGACAUGGACAUGGAGAUCAAAGGUAG